Messenger RNA from Naumovozyma dairenensis CBS 421, 3339 nucleotides. It is a transcript of the gene MNR2, whose product is annotated as putative Mg(2+) transporter MNR2. Gene Ontology annotation, cellular component: plasma membrane. Gene Ontology annotation, molecular function: magnesium ion transmembrane transporter activity. The transcript has a single exon. The coding region runs from base 1 to 3339 and encodes 1112 amino acids. Gene Ontology annotation, biological process: intracellular magnesium ion homeostasis; magnesium ion transmembrane transport. The record is from RefSeq and is a predicted model, not a curated record. Lineage: Eukaryota; Fungi; Ascomycota; Saccharomycetes; Saccharomycetales; Saccharomycetaceae.
AUGAGUAACUUUAAUAAUAAUAAUAAUAGCAGUAAUAGCAAUACUGAUAACGAUACCGUUCCUUUAUUAUCGGGGCAAAAUUCAUUAAGAUCAUCACAUCAUCAAAAAAUACAUCAUCAAGCAACAUCUUCACCAAGAGAAGGUGAGAAAAGAAGGAGAAGAAGGAAAUUAAAAAGUCAUACUGGUCAUAAAUCAUUGAUUGAUGACGUUUCAAACACCGAUGAUGAAACGGAUACCACAAGAGAUCAUAUCACUUUACCGCAGCAUCAUGACCAUAUGAACAUUACUGAUUUUGAACAAGCUGAUUCCUGGGGUAUGUUACAUGAAUCAGAAACUGGGUAUGGUAUGGAUCAAAGUGACAUAGGCGGAGGUGGUGGUGGAGUUACUGGUAAUAGCUUGGAUGAUAACGAUGCAUUUUUGGAUCAUAGAUUAUCUCAAAGUCAUCCCGUUAUGAUUAAACCUAAGAAGAAACAAAAAAAUACGACACAAACAUCUAGUUCCAAAAAAUAUCCUAGACAGAGUAAUUGUUCAGGAGCGGAUAAUGAUAGCAUCAAAUCAGAUCCAACUUUGUUAAUGAAUGAGCUCAGUAGGAAAAGAGAAGAGUUUAGUAAAUCACCAAUUUCAAAACUUUCUCCUUCAGAAGUGGAAAAUUAUGUAAGAGAAAGAAAGGGAGAAUUAGUAGGAAAUUCUUAUCAUCAUGGAAAUCAUAACCCUUCAAAUGGAUUCCACAAUAUUAACCAUAUGCUCCCAAGAAGAAAAACGUAUGCUAACGAUGAUGUCGUUAUAGAUGUAGAUGCGUUAAUGAAACACGUCAUAGACACAAAUAUUGAAGGAAACAGUCACGACCAUUUUUCAAAGAAAAGUUCAAACACUUCCAUCGAUGAUGUAGAUGAGGAUGAAUACAAUUCAAGACCUUCAUCAAGAGGUUCAUCGUCAAAUUCAUCCUUGGAUGAUGUUUGUUUAGUGCUGGAAGAUGAAGAGAAUGCAGAAACUAAAAUUUGGCCUGACGUUUCAGUUUUGGAGGAGUUUUCGAAGGAAGAAAUAGAAAGAUUGAGAAAACAAGCCGCACAAGAUGCUGAAGCUUUCCAUUUCCACUAUGAUGAAGAUGAAAGUGAAGAUGAUCGCAGCAAUGGACCGUAUGGUUCAUGUACUAAUAAAAACAAUAAUGACAACGGGAUUUUUUUCUCUCAACCCAUAGUGACGAACAUCGACGUCCCCGAAUUAGAUUAUAGGAAAGUAAAUGAAGCAGAACAUUUAAGUUCAGGUAGGUUAAGACCGAAGAAAUUAGCUCCAUGGCAUCUUAUGCAACGUCCUUUACCACCAUCAACAACAACAUCUUCACGGUCAUAUAAUAAUAAUAAAAAAAAUCAACUACUUUCACCAUCAAUGAGAUUAGAACGCGAAACAAUGCGUGAUAAUUUCCUAGUCGGUAGAAAUAUUCAAUAUCCACCACAUAUUGUUUCAAAUAAUCCAGAACAUUUUCGAUUCACAUAUUUCCGUGUUGACUUAGAUUCAACAAUACAUUCACCAACAAUUUCUGGUUUAUUGCAACCGGGACAAAAAUUCCAAGAUUUAUUCGUUAGUUCCGUUUACAGUCAAGAAGGCAACAUAAACCCUGCAACGCCUGCGACAACACUAGCAGUUCCAUCUGGAAGAAUCCCAUCAAUGUCACCAUUAAGAACCGCUAGUAAUAAUAAUAAUACUACUACUACUACAACUAUGGGUGGAACGCCUGUCCCCCUAGCAAAUUUGAAGGAUAAGAGAUUUGGACUUAGUACAACGACAGGUGGUGGCUCUACAUUAUCAACCACAUCAUUGUCUAAUACACCUGGAGUUGGUGUUGAAGAUGUUUCUCCAUUUUGGUUAGAUGUCAGUAACCCGACGGAAGAGGAAAUGAAAGUGAUUAGUAAAGCGUUUGGUAUUCAUCCUUUGACAACGGAAGAUAUCUUUUUAGGUGAAGUUCGUGAAAAAGUGGAAUUAUUUAAAGAUUAUUAUUUGAUUUGUUUUAGAAGUUUUGAUAUUGUUGCUGAACGUCAUGUUAGAAGAAGGAAGGAGAAAGUCUCAUUAGGUUCAAUAUCUGAACGUGACGGAGUUAGUCAUACCGAUAACAAUAACGGUAAUAAUAGCGGCAAUGCUGAUGGCGAAAAUGAUUCUAACAAGGGAUCUAAUUGGUUUUCAUCAUUGCUGAAAGGCCGUCGUCGAUCCUCGGGGAAUAAAUCAGUGAAUACAUCAGCAACGAGUUAUAGACGUCGUAAAAGUAUCUUAAAGAAACAAGAGGAAAAGGAAAAGUUUAAAAGGAAAUCUGGUGACAGACAUAAGCCAAGAGAAGGCGAAUUAGAACCAUUAAAUGUAUAUAUAAUUGUUUUCCGUACAGGGUUAUUAACUUUCCAUUUUGCACCAACCCCACAUCCAAUUAAUGUUCGUAGAAGAGCAAGAUUAUUAAAAGAUUAUUUGACGGUUACAUCUGAUUGGAUCGCAUAUGCCCUAAUUGAUGAUAUCACAGAUGCAUUUGGACCUAUGAUUGAACUAAUUGAAGAUGAAGUAUAUGAGAUUGAAGAUGCGAUUUUAAAGAUGAAUCAUAGUGGAGAUUCCAGUGAUAGCAGUAAUAGUAGUGACAGUGAUGAUAGCGAUGAUUCGGAUUCAAUUUUACUUGAUGAUGAAAGAAGAUUAAAGAACGGGAUGAGAAGAAGACAUAGUACUAUGGAAAGAAGGUCUAUUAAUCGUCGAAGUAUAUUUUCUAAUAAGGGAUCUAAUCAUAGUUCUAAUACGAGUUCCACUUCAACAUCAUCAAGUUCGUCAAGAUCAUCAAGGUCAAGUGAUUCGACUUUCAAUGCUAAUUUAAUUGGAUGGAAGAAAAAGGGAGAUAUGUUAAGACGUAUAGGAGAAUGUCGUAAAAGAGUAAUGAGUAUCUUAAGAUUAUUAGGUUCCAAAGCGGAUGUUAUUAAAGGGUUUUCGAAAAGAUAUAAUGGACAAUGGGAUACAGUGUCGCAAAGUGAAAUUGGGAUGUAUUUAGGUGAUAUUCAAGAUCAUAUUAUUACCAUGGUUUCUUCAUUGAAUCAUUAUGAAAAAUUAUUAAGCCGGUCACACUCAAAUUAUCUGGCACAGAUUAAUAUUGAUAUGACUAAAGUGAAUAACGAUAUGAAUGAUGUUCUUGGUAAGAUUACCAUAUUAGGUACUAUUGUUUUACCUAUGAAUGUUAUUACAGGUCUGUGGGGGAUGAAUGUUAUUGUACCUGGACAGUUCAAUGAGAGUUUAAAAUGGUUUGUGGGGAUAUUGAUAUCUAUGUUAACGUUGGCGUACGUGGCGUAUAUUUAUACCAAGAGACGGUUUGGAUUUUAA